AUGGCUCCCCGUGGGAACCAGAGCGAUGGGACUACAGAGUUUGUCCUGGCGGGCUUCCCGAAUCUCAACAGCACAGGAGUGGGGCUCUUCUCUGUGUUCUUCCUUAUUUACGUGUUGACUCUAACGGGCAACGUGUUGAUUGUGGGGGUGGUAGGAGCUGAUCGCCGUCUGCAGACACCCAUGUAUUUCUUCCUGGGUAACCUGUCCUGCCUGGAGAUACUGAUCACAUCCGUCAUCAUCCCUAAGAUGCUCAGCAAUUUCCUCUCAAAACAACACACCAUUUCCUUUGCUGCAUGUAUCACCCAGUUUUAUUUUUACUUCUUUCUUGGGGCCUCUGAGUUCCUACUGUUGGCCGUCAUGUCUGUGGAUCGCUACCUGGCCAUCUGCCGCCCUCUGCACUACCCCCUGCUCAUGAAUGGAGCUGUGUGCUUUCGUGUGGCCUUGGCCUGCUGGGUAGGGGGGCUCCUUCCUGUGCUGGGCCCCACAGUGGCAGUGGCCUCUCUUCCUUUCUGCAAACAGGGCGCCGUGGUCCGGCAUUUCUUCUGUGACAGUGGCCCGCUGCUCCACCUGGCAUGCACCAACACCACUAAACUGGAGGAGGCUGACUUUGUCCUGGCCUUUCUUGUCAUUGUGGCCUCCCUCACUAUCACUGCCGCGUCCUACGGCCGAAUAGUCCUGGCUGUCCUGCGCACACCGUCUGCUGCAGGCCGGCAGAAGGCCUUCUCCACCUGUACCUCCCACCUUAUGGUGGUAACCCUCUUCUAUGGAAGUGCCAUUUUUCUCUAUGUGAGGCCAUCGCAGAGCGGCUCGGUGGAUGCCAACUGGUCAGUCACAGUGAUCACAACAUUUGUGACACCUCUGCUGAAUCCAUUUAUCUAUGCCUUGCGCAACGAUGGAGUCAAGGAAGCCUUGAAAGACAUGUUCAGAAAGGUGCUAGCAGAGCUCUUAGAGCAUCCUUUCCUUGGGGAGAAUUUGAGAAAGAAGACAGUAAGUUGA
This is a messenger RNA of Psammomys obesus (fat sand rat), 996 nucleotides long. RefSeq names its product olfactory receptor 6S1. The transcript has a single exon. Gene Ontology annotation, molecular function: G protein-coupled receptor activity; olfactory receptor activity. Gene Ontology annotation, biological process: G protein-coupled receptor signaling pathway. Lineage: Eukaryota; Metazoa; Chordata; Mammalia; Rodentia; Muridae. The coding region runs from base 1 to 996 and encodes 331 amino acids. Gene Ontology annotation, cellular component: membrane. The record is from RefSeq and is a predicted model, not a curated record.